AUGUCUGGCGACAUCUACACCGGAUUUUGGAUCAAUCGGGGUCAGAACCCCGUCUUAGGUUUCACCUUGACUUUAAGCGUCAACCAUGCGAAUUUCCUUACCUCAUUCCUUUCCUUCAUCGUCACCACAAUCAUCGUAAAUAGCCUAUUCAAGAUCGUCGUCUUCGUUUUGCAUUUUUCCAGACCCACCAGGACAACAGAAAACAGCCUUACCAGCCAAGUUUACGUUUCUCUACUCAACGCCUCUUCAGUCUCCUUACCACCUUUAUCACUUCUUAGAUCCCUUGUUUCGACAGGUCACGGAAGCCGACACAAACUCACCGCCAACCUCUUGCUUGUCCCUCUGUGGAUGCUAAUCGCUAUCAAAAUCGGAGGCAGUGCAAUCCCCCCCUUGAUUGUUUCUAGCUCGGAUGACGCUGUAGCACUCGCAAAGCCGGCAACCUGUGGCUUCGUCUCGAUCGACCCGCGAGUCGAUUCUAGAAAUGCAUUUUCUUCCCGGUGGGAGCUCUACGAGACGAGCGAUGCAAGAAAAUACGCAUCGGAACGGUAUUCCAAAGAACCUGCUCGAUUCGACACACAAUCAUCGUUCGUUACUGAUGCACUGCCCUUUAAAGUAAUUCAGAACACAACUUGCCCCUUCGAGGAGAGGAUGUGCCUGCUGGGAGCAAACUCGGCCAUUACAUUCGAUACUGAGCUGUUGAACUCGCAUACGCACCUUGGUAUUAAUGCCCCUUCUAAAGACCGCGUCGAGUACCGUUGGCGUUCCUCAUGCGCUGUUCUGAACGUCACUAGCAAGGUCCGUGUGUUUAGGGACACGACGUAUAAUGAUGUCCCCAUCUCGGCUGAGGAGCCGCUGGUGGAAGUCGACUUGGGACCCAUCAAUUCAGGCCCAUCCUCAGCUUUAAGUCCAAACCACACUUUUCUCUACAGGGUUCGCGGUUUGGAACCAUCGAAUUAUGAAGUAAAAUCAUUGAUGUCCUCAGAUGUGGUUCCGCCAAUUCUUAACAUUUGGAACCCGAUAGAGGCUCUCCGCGCACGAAAUGCCAGUGUGACAGUGGUGUUCAUUGCACCUCACUCCGUCGCAUACGAGAAAAGGGUUGUUGACCCCGUUUUUCAAGCUUCGAACAGCUCGCGAAAUUCGUUUUCAAAACUAUGGAUGCCCGAUUAUGUCUUUCGCAUUGUAGGUUGUGUCGAUCAGCGUCAGUAUUACAAUCCAAUGAAUAGGUCUUGCACUUCACUUGAUUCACCAGGCGGAGAUUGGUCCGGUCCUUUCGUCAACAAUGGUAUCUCUAAGCAGUUCGCAACUAUAACGCGGUUAGAGGAAUAUACAAGGGAUUUGACAAUCUGGUCCAAUAUUCGGUCCCUGGGGCCUGGUGCACACUCUCUCGUGCCGGAACACACCUAUAAAUCACCAGGCCUUCCGUCCAACCAGUGGCAACUAGAAGCCAGGCGAUGGUUCGAGACCGGCCUCGCCAAGCUCCAGUACAAGGUUGUGCAAUACACCAAUAUGGACUUUGUGAAGCCGUUUGCCGAUAUCCCUCUUCAACAACCCGAGAUCGUGGAUAGUGACUUUGGGAAUAUUACCGAGCUCAAUGAGAUCCUACAAUCCCAAUGCAAGUCGCAGCUUGUCAAACUCAACGGUCGUGGGCAGAACGUGAGUGUCCUCGGUUUGGUCAUAAUACUUGUGUUAGCUACAGUUCUUAUGAUUUUCUCUCUGGGACUACAGUGGUGGGCUGGCAGAGAUCCGCCAAGAGGGGAGAAACGUAAACGAUGGCAGCAGGAACAACUCCUAGCGCUUUGGCAGGCACCACAAGGUGUAAACAAUAAGUAG
Fusarium sp. VM40 is the source of this 1830-nucleotide messenger RNA. NCBI's taxonomy places the organism in Eukaryota, Fungi, Ascomycota, Sordariomycetes, Hypocreales, Nectriaceae. The record is from the annotation of a GenBank genome assembly.